Porites lobata is the source of this 3194-nucleotide messenger RNA. NCBI's taxonomy places the organism in Eukaryota, Metazoa, Cnidaria, Anthozoa, Scleractinia, Poritidae. The record is from the annotation of a GenBank genome assembly.
GGCGGUUGAACGUGGAGACACAUUUCGAAUGAAUGUGUGUUCGUGUUCAAUAAUAUGAGUCUUUUUCGUCGUUGUUACACCUUUGUACGAGAACCUUUGUCAAUUCGACAGGUUUUCUUACCUCGCACGUUAGUAAGCCAUGGAUUUGCCAUUCUUAAGACAAAACCUGCUAAAGUAGAGAUUCCGAAGCACCCUCCAAAUUCGUUCAUGUUGUUCGUGAACGCUAACCGCUCUCUCACUCAGAGCGAAUACCCGGACAAGAAACCUAAAGAAAUCAUGUCACUUUUGUCCGAUAAGUGGAGGAAAAUGUCUGAAGACGAAAAGGCUCCAUACAAGAAUGCUUAUGCUUCAAGGAUGAAAGAAUACAACGCGCCAUUGGCAAAGAUCCCCAAGAAACCCCCGGGCGUGUUUGGUUUGUUUUUGAAGGAGAAGUACUCCGAAGUUGAAUCCAAUAAUCCUGGUGUUAAAACCCCAGAAAUUAUGUCUGCUAUAUCCGAUGAGUGGAAUGGUCUUUCAGAUUCGGAGAAAGAACAAUGGCAAGAGAAACGGGAGAUACUAAUGCAGCAGUACAAGGAGAAAGUGAUGAACUUCGGGCAUGGAAUGUCCGCGGAGGAGCGCGCUUUUAUCGAGAAAAAGCGAGGCGCAUUGGUACACAAAAUCGAGAAAGAAAAGAAAACGCUGUUAGGGUACCCUAAAAGGCCGCUUUCAGCUUUUAUUCUUUUCUCCCAAAAGAACGCCGAAGCGGAGGGUGUGGCAAACCUUCCUGUAGCUGAACGAGCGAAAAUAAUGGGGCGCAAAUGGCGCGAAUUGUCCUCAGUAGAGAAGGAGGUGUACUUUGAGGAAAGCCGCAAAGCACGUGAAAAGUUUCAAAAGGAUGUAGCAGAGUGGAAGGAAAACAACCCAGAAGAUGCAUAAAAUGUUAAAAAUGUACUGUAGUAACUUAAAAUUCUUGUGAGAAACAAAGGGAAUAGUGUGUAAAAUGGUUACUGGUUUGAAACUAGUAACUUACAUAUGUCUGGAUGGUAACUGUAGAGUUUCCUAUGGUGAUAUUCCACCAGACUGUGAAUGGGCCCUUCAGUCUUCCUAGAGGUCUGUACUUGUAGGGCACUUUUAAUCAGCCAACGAACAGGCUUGGUUGGUUGUUCACAUGCUCUAAUGUGUAAGUCAGUUUGAAUCAGGAGCCCAUAAACCAGAGCGCGCAACUUCCAUGUGCUCAUGUCACAGUGCUUUCAUGGACGAGUUUAUUUUUAGAACAGUUUGAUGGAAGUUUUGAAUAUCCUUUAAAUUUCACAAACUAGUCAGCAAAACCUAUAGACCAAAAAAUGAUAUUAAUGGUUAGUUUUCCUUUUUGAUAUCUUGUACUUCAGAGAUUCUAUUUUCACAGGAAAAAGUGCCCUUAAAUGUGCUAAAAAUAAACUGGUUCAUAAAGACGCCUUGACAUAGGCCUAGUAUGGGAGUUGCUCACUCUGGGUUAUGGGCUCCCUUUUUUAACUGUCUCCCCCCCUCACUCCAGGCAGAGUGACCUGGAGUGAGGAGGGCCUGUUUGUAAGAGGUGAGCCAGCCUGCUCUUGUCACUUUUUCAUGAAUACAACAAAAAUUUUAUAUUAAGAAACAAGCCAUAAGCUGAGCCAGGCGAGUAAGGUGGACCCCCAUAUACAAGGACGGGGAUGCUUGUCAUCUCGUUCAGGGGUUAAAUUGCAAAUUUUGCCGUCAGUCAGGGUGUUUUGACCAAAAAUUGUUAUAAUUGCCCAUUCAAAUAUUACUUAGGGUGGUGCUUAAAGAAAUUUACCAAAAAAUGCUGUGACACUGACCACACAGAAAUCUAACAUUUCAAAAAGAACACAACAUCCCUGGCACGACACGACACACUUCAACUCUUAUUUAGAUGUCUGGUUUAGUAUGGUCUACUUCUUGAGGGGUCAGUUUAAACUUGAGCCACACCCACAUUGGUCUCCCUUAGGGGUUUACGGUACGACUACUGUAACCGGGGCCACUUAGACAAAGUUGACCAAUCAGAAUACUGGAAAAUGACAAUACAUUCCAAUUAAGUUGGUUAUGGGCCAAUCAGCAGCUUGUAAAAAAAAAACAAUAAGUUACUCAAAGUACAAAAUUUAAAUAUUAAUAGCAAAAGUUUUUCAAGAAAGCAAAAUGUUUCACCAGACAAUGUCUUUGUAUUCGAAACUUUACUUAUAACACACAGGAGACAUUAUUUGUUGGACACAAGCUGUCAUUGAAUGUCAUGUACCAGCAAUUUCUUUGUUACCAUUGCCUCGGUUUGAAAUAACAUGUGACCUCAGGUCAAAAUUAUAACUAACGUUUAUACUUUUUGCCUCCGUCGGUCACUCUAAGGGACCUCAGGAAACGUUGGCUUUCUUCAGCUGGUUCAAAAUGUCACGUCUGUAGGUUGUGAUUGGUCAAUAUCAAUACAAGUUUAUUUCGUUUCAAGGUAAUUUUGAUUGACACCUAACUUUCUCGGAAUAUGUGUAGUUAUUUUCCUAUAAUCCGAUUGGUCAACUUUGUCUUAGUGGCCCCAGUUAUAGUACUUGCACUGUUAUUUUUAUUUUUUGACAAUCAUCCCUGUCACUUUUACGUGGGAGUCCCCCUUCCAGGAGCAUGACAAGCUUAGGUAAUUUGGAAUUAAAGCAAGAGCACACUCUACUGCAAAAAGGACACAAUCACAUGAGUUAAGGGCUUAGUAUGCUUGAACCCAAUUUCUUGAGCCAGUCAGACACUGUAAUGUUACCCCCAGUUUCUCAAACCUCUGGAUAAUAGCAUGAAUUUGCUUUUUCCCAAGGUGCUGUGAGAAACAGAGAUUCCACUGCACUUGGGAUUGGUUUGUGUUAAUUGACUGUGCAUUACGCAAUUUCAUUACCUCACAAAGCAGUUGCAAAUCAGACCUUUCUUUGGCUUGCUCAUGGACACAUCAAGUUCUUCUUCCCCAAGAAUGUGCACUCUAAUAACAGAGGUAACAUUCUGGAAUUUCUGAAACAAUAGACUCUUUGAGAUCCCUUCACUCAUGUUUCUCAUGAGCUUUCUUUCUUCAGUUGUCUAGGUCUACUUGUAGAGAUUUAAAUAAUGUUGGAGACCUGUUGAAUAUUUAUUUUUAUAAUAGAUAAAAGAAGUUACCUCUUUUAAAGGAUAAGAUUACAAUAAUGUUAUUACUCAUGAAUGAAAAUUAACUGUUAACUGGUAAC